Molecule: messenger RNA, 528 nt
Organism: Condylura cristata (star-nosed mole)
Lineage: Eukaryota; Metazoa; Chordata; Mammalia; Eulipotyphla; Talpidae
Gene: PPP1R14A
Product: protein phosphatase 1, regulatory (inhibitor) subunit 14A
Exons: 5
Coding region: 1-438 (145 amino acids)
Biological process (GO): regulation of phosphorylation
Cellular component (GO): cytoplasm
Molecular function (GO): protein serine/threonine phosphatase inhibitor activity
Source: RefSeq, a predicted model, not a curated record
AUGUCCGCCGCCGGUGCCCGCGAGGCGUCGACGCAGGCCGUUGGGGUCUCGCGAUCAGCCCGCGGCGCGGGGGGCGGGGGCAGCUCCGGGGGGCUGCAGAAACGGCACGCGCGUGUCACCGUCAAGUAUGACCGGCGGGAGCUGCAGCGGCGGCUGGACGUGGAGAAGUGGAUCGACGGGCGCUUGGAGGAGCUGUACCGCGGCAGGGAGGCAGACAUGCCUGAUGAGGUCAACAUUGAUGAAUUGUUGGAAUUGGAGAGUGAAGAGGAGCGGAGCCAGAAAGUCAAGGGACUCCUGAAGUCCUGCGUGAACCCCACAGAGGACUUCAUCCGGGAGCUGCUGGUGAAGCUUCGAGACCUCCGCAAGCAGCCAGGCCACCACCAGCCCGGCGCCUCCGACAGCAGCCUGGGCCCCGGCCAGGACCGUGCGCCACCCUGACCCUCUGCACCCGUGACCCCCCCGCCCCCACCCCACAGCGCCCUGGCUUGUUUAUAAGUUGUAUUUAAUGGUUCUGUAACAAUAACACUG